AUGUCAAAUCAUGGUGCACAUUUGAUUGUUUUAACUUGGUUCGAUUAUCAUAGUUUAAUUCAUACAUGUGGAGUUGAAGAAAAGAAAAUUUUACAUAUUCCAUAUGGAAUAUCCAUACCAAAGUCUUCGAAAGAUUUCAAAUCAAUUGAAAUAUUAUCAAAAUAUAAAGAUACAGAUUUUGUAUUACUUUCAAUUAUUUCAAAUCAUCCAAAUGAAGAUUACAAACGAUUAAUUCUCAAUCUUAAAUCGAUAAUUUCAAAAAUGCCUAAUUUGUAUUUAUUAAUUAUUGUUCAAGAGUCUCUUACAAUAAAUUCAAAUCUUUCUGAAGCAGUAAAAAGUGUUCAACUUGAAGAUAAAUUAACGUGGACAAAUAAAUCUAUGUCAACAAAUGAAUUAGAUGCCCUAUAUAAACGAGCAAACGCCUAUAUUUCGCUUCUCGAUAAAACUAUAUUGACUUUUGUCACAUUAUUAAAUGCUAUGUCAUAUGGUUUACCUAUUAUCUCAACACCGAAUAUAUUUUCUCAUGAACUUUUAAACGAUGAUAAAGGUCUUAUAGUUUCAUUUGACGAUGAUAAAAUUAUAACAGAAUCAAUUAUCACAUUUCUAACAAAUAAAACACGAAUGAAAAUGUUUAGUAAGAACGGUCGUGCAUUGGUGAAAAAAUGGACUUGGAAUAAUAUCGCUAAACAAUAUACACUUCUUUUUAACAACUCUUUGAAACAUACAUUAAUCGAUGAUCCAUACAAAACGGAAAUGUAUUGGAAUAAUACUAGCACAAUGAGUUUCGAUGGUCAGAAUGUGUUCUUAUCUCUAGCCAAAGAUAAAGCUCAACCCGGUAUUUAUACAAUAUAUUCGGAUUCGUUUCUUCAAUUAAAUGGAAAACUUAACGAUAAAUAUGAAAUCGAACUUGUAGGAUUAAAAACGCUGAAUCAAUAUAUACUCGUGGAUAGAAAUCAAGGAAUCGAUGAAUUUAAUUUUAAUAAGAACAAUUUCACGUGUCUAGUUCGGAUUGAUUAUAUAAAACAAAGAAUUUUUUUUACAUCAGAGAAUAUCAAUUUGGAAAUUUUACGUUCGAACAAUGAAAUAAAAAUAUCUUUUUUAAAAAUAAAUAAAUUUACAAAUGCUUUUGGAUUGAUCAGUUCAACGAUUGAAGAAGAUAAUAACACUUUAAAAUGGUUUAUUCCUGGAUUUGAUAUUUUUUCACAUGCUUGCGAAGGACAAAGAUUAUCUAUAUCCGGAAUGGAACAUAAUGCUUUCAUUUUACCUGAAAAAAUUUUACAAUGUUCAGAAGAAAAAUCUGGAAAAAUUCAAUUAAUAAUGGAUGGUCGUUUUUUCGAUAGAAGUUCAUUUGCUUCUGUUAAUCGUAAAAUGUUCUUAUCAUUAAUUACACACAAAGAUUUACUUGUUACGAUAAGACCGAUUGAUAGAACAGUACAUCCAAAUGAAACAGCUUUAGAAACUUUAUUAGUCUAUUCAUUCUUCCUCCGAAAAUCAAUAUUAUUUCCUAAGAACAAGACAAUAAUAUUCAGAAAUAAUUGGCUGCCGAAUUUAGAGGGUGUAUCGAGAAAUGAAAUACUAGUGCACCAACAACCAUGGGAAUUUCAUGCGAUUCCCGUUCAUUGGCUACAAUAUUUUCAGGACAAAAUUGAUGAAUUAUGGGUACCAAGUGAAUAUGGAAAAAGUUCGUAUAUAGCAAAUGGCAUAGAUAAAAAUAAAAUUCAUGUAUUUCCUCAUGGUGUAUUUAUGGAAAAGUUCAAUUUGACAUUAUCACCAUUUCCAUUAAAUACGAAAAAAACUUUCAAAUUUUUAAGUAUUGGAACAACAUUACCUCGAAAAGGAUUUAAUGUAUUACUUCAGGCAUAUAAUGCUCGAUUUUCAAGUAAAGAUGAUGUUACAUUAAUAAUUCAUUCUACUAUAAAAGAUCUCAUGAAGAAAAUUAAAAAGACUCGCUUAUCUCCAGAAAUAAUUACUUUAGGUUAUCCUAUAAAUGAUAUAGAUAUGAUUCGAUUAUUCAAAAGUGUUGAUGUGUAUGUUGCUCCAUAUAGGAGUGAAGGUUUUGGAUUAUCAACACUUGAAGCUAUGGCUGCAGGAGUACCGCCAAUUGUUACAAAAUAUGGUCCUUCGUUAGAUUUUUGUCCAGAAGAAUGUGCUUAUUAUAUUGAUGCAAAAGUCACUGAAUGUUUUACAGAUCCUUGCGGAAAGAUGAAAGUAUUUGGAUUUAAAACUAAAAUGCAAGCAAUGUGGGCAGAACCAAACAUUCAAUCAUUGUCACAAAAUAUGUAUCGAGCAUAUACUGAUCGAAUAGAACUUAGAAACAAAUCUCAAAUAUGCCGAAAACAUGCAGAAUAUUAUACUUGGGAUAAAAUAGCAAACAAGAUGAUGAAAAGACUAUCUCAAAUAACUCAUUGA
Molecule: messenger RNA, 2409 nt
Organism: Adineta steineri
Lineage: Eukaryota; Metazoa; Rotifera; Eurotatoria; Adinetida; Adinetidae
Source: the annotation of a GenBank genome assembly